AUGAUCAAGACCGCACCAGUCUCUUACAAUGACUUCACCAACGUCGUCUUUCGUGCCAACACUGCAUCUGGCUCGUUGGUCAGGUUCCAGGCCGCAGACACGUCAUCAUUGAGCAAUGUUGCUGUGAUGAACAACACGGUGAGCGGCACGAGCGGCACCAUGCUUCUCAACAUGAAGUCCGGAAGCGCGGUCACGAUAUCUGGCUGCCUCAUUGAGGGCAACACGGCCAGCACAGGAUCUGGCGGUGGCUUUCAAGUCUCUGGCGGUGGAUCGAUCCUGGCACUCGCCGGGCCCGAGACGGUUGUACGCGGCAACUCGGCAGGCUUGAAUGGUGGCGGGGUGUUCCUGGCGAGUGUGGCAAGCGUGAUGGGAUCGGGCAGACUAGUGGUGAGUGACAAUACGGCCGGCGGCUCUGGCGGCGGGCUGUAUGGUGUUGUGGGUGCCAUGGAUGCAAGUGUGACGAUCGAGUCGCUCCGCAACAUUGCUAGCGGCGAUGGUGGUGGCAUGUGGCUGGCGCCGUUGAGCGGCUCGCUGGCGUGUGCUAGCACGAUUACGGCCGAGGCCAACGCAGCCGGCGGUUCAGGUGGUGGCGUGAGUCUGGGCGGCACGUCCGGUCCGUAG
Thecamonas trahens ATCC 50062 is the source of this 621-nucleotide messenger RNA. RefSeq lists its product as uncharacterized. NCBI's taxonomy places the organism in Eukaryota, Apusomonadida, Apusomonadidae. The transcript has 2 exons. Bases 1 to 621 code for a protein of 206 amino acids. The record is from RefSeq and is a predicted model, not a curated record.